Messenger RNA from Tigriopus californicus, 1116 nucleotides. RefSeq lists its product as uncharacterized. NCBI's taxonomy places the organism in Eukaryota, Metazoa, Arthropoda, Copepoda, Harpacticoida, Harpacticidae. The record is from RefSeq and is a predicted model, not a curated record. Bases 109 to 474 code for a protein of 121 amino acids. The transcript is spliced from 2 exons.
GGGGAAUUUUGCCCGGGGAGUACAAACUAAGGGUCCAUGUAUAUGAUGUGCGCAUACAUUUAAGUAUGUGCCUUUUUCACGAGGGAAAUCAUUCAAAACUGCGGCGAAAUGGCCCCUACUGCCACCGAAAUGGCCGUCGCCAUAGCUGAGUCGGCCAUGGAGGCCAAGGAGGCCAAGCCUGAGGCCGUCCUACUGAGAGAAGAGAAAUAUAAGGCCCAACUGGAGGCAACCCGGGCUAGGGAGGACAUGCGCGUGGCCGUGACCCGGGUCAAGGAGGACAUAGCCGAGAUCUUGAUUAGGGCGGCCGAGGACCAAGCUAUUGCCAUUAAGGCCAGAGUCAGGACCGAAAAUACGCUUGAUGUCGCUACCGCCGUUGAUGCUGUGUCCUCCGCGGCAGCCAUGGCCACCAUAGAGUCCGAGAGGCAGGUCAGAACAAGACAAGAAGCCACUCCCGCAUCCAAGAGGGAGGAGUGACUUCAGCAUUAACAUGUGAAGCCCAUCCCCUAAUCUUUAAAGCCCAUUGCCUUACCUUUAAAGACCAUUCUCUAAUCCUUACAGCCCAUCCCAAAAUUGUUGAAAUAACUCGCUAGCCUGUUCCCACUGGUUCCCACCAAUCUCCCUUCACGUGUUAAUGCGAUUAUGCAUUUAUUCAAUGUUCACUCUGACAGAUCUAAGAAGAAUGAAUAAAAUCAUGUUUUUUUUUUUUUAUUUUGCACUCUGCUGUAUCCUGUGUACCCGUGUUAUAUAAGGAAAAAAUCUAAAGCACCAACUUCCAAAAAUAUGUUUCACUUUUUUAGCUGAUUAAUUAUAAAAUCAGUACCAACCAUUAUAAAGUAGUAAAAAUAUGAUGAUCAAAGAGAACAUUUUCAAAUUUUACCAGGAAUUGCCCUUGUGAAAAUUGAAAUGCUCUGGAACGCACAUUCUGUGGCUACUGAUUAAGUUGAGUUUUUUUUCAAUCGCGUUUCUAACAAGAAAUAUCCAGCACAUAAAUGGAUGUACUUGUUUCACGUUAUUAUCAAACGCAAAUCUGCCGAGUUCCAUGAUUAUGCCCUUGCAACUGAAAGGUUAGGUUACGCAUGGUAAGGUUAAGUUGGAGGAAGUUAAGUUCCGUACGAU